CAAAUGUCAAAAGUUUUGCAAUUUGUGGGAAUUUUUGUAUGACAUUAUAAUUGUUAUUUGAUAUUGUAACUGUAUUAUUAAGUGAUAACCGCGAUUACAAUUAUUAAAUUUUUAUUUGAAACAUGUUAUGGAGCAAAACUUUGUACAACACAGGUCGUUCGAUAGCGAUACACUUUCACCCCAGUGCCUUGAGUCGAAUAGCGCGAACACAAAUCAAUGACACUCAGUCGGUAACGAUCACAGUACGAGCCGGUUUUACCAGUGCGCCUAAGAGGAAAAUGGCCGAUAAACUAAAUUCUGAAGAGCGCAAUGGGCUCCUACAACCCUUAAUUCAAUCUGGGUGGAAGGUCCAAAGUAAUCGUGAUGCAAUUGAAAAGGAAUUUAAGUUCAAGGAUUUCAAUGAAGCAUUUGGUUUUAUGUCGAGAGUGGCAUUACUAGCUGAAAAAAUGGACCACCAUCCAGAAUGGUUUAAUGUGUACAACAAAGUUCAGGUAACACUAUCUUCCCAUGAUGUAAAUGGCCUUAGCAAGAGAGACAUCAGGAUGGCUACCUUUAUGGAUAAACUCAUUAAUUAAAAAUACAAGAAAAAUAAACAA
Papilio machaon (common yellow swallowtail) is the source of this 596-nucleotide messenger RNA. It is a transcript of the gene Pcd, whose product is annotated as probable pterin-4-alpha-carbinolamine dehydratase. The record is from RefSeq and is a predicted model, not a curated record. Bases 123 to 575 code for a protein of 150 amino acids. Gene Ontology annotation, molecular function: 4-alpha-hydroxytetrahydrobiopterin dehydratase activity. Gene Ontology annotation, biological process: tetrahydrobiopterin biosynthetic process. The transcript has 3 exons. Lineage: Eukaryota; Metazoa; Arthropoda; Insecta; Lepidoptera; Papilionidae.